AUGACGUCGCCCGCUGAACUUACACUGAUCAUGUGUGGGCGAUACGCUUUGGGUGUGCGCUUGGCGUACAUUCAACAACGUCUGCAAGAGCAAGGCAUGCAAGUGGAUGAAGUGCCAGACGACGAUGCAGUCAGAGAGACAUACAACUUUGCACCGGGUAACUUCGGCGCUGUCUAUCGCGCUGAUAUCGCCGACAAAGGGGGCCACAAUGCUCAGCAACAUGCUGAUAGCGAGCACCAAAACCAAGAUUUAGAAAAGAGAAAAGAUGACGUUAACUCGGACGCUAAGUCAGCAGACAACACAGUUAUCAAAUACAAGCUCCAGAGCAUGAAAUGGGGUCUCAUCCCAUUCUGGACGAAGCGCCAGCCGGAUUACGGAUCUAUGAUGCGAACGAUUAACUGUCGCGAUGACUCGUUGAUUGAAGAUUCUGGGAUGUGGACUACCAUGAAGCGACGAAAGAGGUGCAUUGUCAUCUGCCAGGGCUUUUACGAGUGGCUGAAGAAGGGGCCUGGGGGCAAAGAAAAGGUUCCACACUUUGUCCGGCGCAAAGACGGGGAACUGAUGUGUUUCGCUGGAUUAUGGGACUGCGUUUCCUACGAGGGUUCUGACGAAAAGCUCUACACAUACACGGUGAUCACGACCUCAUCUAAUUCCUACCUAAAGUUCCUACAUGAACGUAUGCCGGUCAUUCUGGACCCAGGAAGUGAGGCAAUGAAAACGUGGCUGGACCCCGGCCGAAAGACCUGGUCAAAGGAGCUACAGUCGAUUCUCAAGCCCUAUGAGGGCGAACUGGAGUGCUAUCCUGUCCCCAAGGAAGUUGGGAAAGUUGGAAAUAAUUCUCCGAACUUUAUUGUUCCUGUCGACAGCAAGGAAAACAAGAGCAACAUCGCAAACUUCUUUGCCAAUGCAAAAAUGAAGGAGACUCCAGACUUGUCUCCAAAGAAGGAGACUGCGUCGCCGAAAAUGAAGAUGGUUAAAGACGAGGAUCGCCGCCCUACUAAGGAUUCAGAAUGGUCCGAAGACAAUGCCCCAAAGCCAGUCCCAGCUGUCAAAAGGGAGCAUAGUCCAGAAGCUCCUGAUGCCACGAAGGAAAGUAAGAAGCAAAAGGUCAAUUCAGAUUCAACGGGGCCAUCGCCGCAAAAAAGAAGUUGCGCAGUGCUACCCAUAACAGCCCUAUGA
Molecule: messenger RNA, 1179 nt
Organism: Penicillium concentricum
Lineage: Eukaryota; Fungi; Ascomycota; Eurotiomycetes; Eurotiales; Aspergillaceae
Product: SOS response-associated peptidase
Exons: 4
Coding region: 1-1179 (392 amino acids)
Biological process (GO): DNA damage response
Molecular function (GO): single-stranded DNA binding
Source: RefSeq, a predicted model, not a curated record